Molecule: messenger RNA, 6645 nt
Organism: Plasmodium gonderi
Lineage: Eukaryota; Apicomplexa; Aconoidasida; Haemosporida; Plasmodiidae
Exons: 1
Coding region: 1-6645 (2214 amino acids)
Source: RefSeq, a predicted model, not a curated record
AUGAAAGGAAACAAAAAAAGUAAGAAAGAGAAAGGUGGAGAAUACCUGCAUUUCUCGAAAAAAAAGAAGCUAAAACAAAAGGAUAUAAAAAGUGUUAUUUUAAAAAAACUGAAAAGAAGAAUGAAACAAGGAUUAAGAAAACUAGAUGAGCAGUAUGAUUACUUAGGGAAACUUCUUUCCAAUUUAAAUAAUUUAAAAAUUGAAGAGAAUAAUGUAGAGACAUUACAAAAAAUAACAAAAGAGCUAUCCAAAGAAAUAAAUUUUGUUAAUGAAGAAAAUAAUGAUGAUAUAGCAAUAUUAAAAAUGGAGAAAGAUUUGAUAAAAGCUGAUUUUACAAAAAAUAAAAAUAGCUUAAAAAUUUACAAUAAAGAUGAACAAGAAGAGGAAGAACAACAACUGCAUCAGCAACACGAUGAAGAAGAAGGUGUUGUAGAACAUGAAGAAGUAGGAAAAAGUAUAAAACAUGAAAAAAGAAAAAAAAAAAAAAAAAAAAACACCAAUACAAAUUCAUCACAUCAAUUUUCCAAUUCAGUUACACCUUUACAAAUUUUUAGUAAUAACUUUUUAUGCAUGAAGAGUAAAUGCCAUCAUAACAAUUUCACAAGUGAUAAUCUACAAAUUAAAAAUUCCGUUGUUCUCGGUUUAUAUCAAGCCUUGUCGAAAAAUAAAUAUUACAAGGACACGAAUUUGUGUGGUCAUAUUUUUGGUGAACAAGACAAUAACCAAAUUUAUAACCAAGAAAUGAAAAAAAUGCGUAAGAGGAAAUUGCUUGUGAAUUUUCUCAGCCGCAGGAGGAAAUGUCGAAAGAAGGAUGAACGGGUAUCAUAUGAGGAGUAUUCACAAAAUAUGCAUGAGAAAGAUUAUCAUAUUACACAACCAAGUGAAAAUAUCCAUAGCAUUCACCCCUAUGCAUGGAAUAAACAUGACUAUGAAAAAGCAGUAAGCAGAAGCACCCCCACAAGUUAUGACUAUCCGAGCAAAACAUUUACAGAAAAUAGUUAUUUUUACAAUUCUUCCAAUCCUAUAAAUGAUUAUAAAAAUAAAAAGGUUUAUUGGAUUUAUAUGAAAAAAGAAAUAAAUAAAAAUAUAUCAAAAAAUAAUACGAAAAUUAUAACGUCUAAUAUAUUAAAAUUUUUAACAAGUAUAAGUAAAGUUUUCUAUUGUGAAGUAAUUGAUAAAAAAAGAGAUAAAUUAGUAACAAAUUAUUUUUCAAGAAAUAAAAAAAGGAACAAAUUUUAUGAUUAUGUUCUGGCACAGGAAUGUGAUAUCACGGGUUUAAACCAGACAUUAAUUGCCGAUAGGCAUAUACCAAUUAAUAACAACCAUAAACUUGGAAAUUUGUGUUAUAACAACGAGAUAAAAAAUAAUUGUAUUUACCUGUACAUUAAGAGAAAUUUUAUUCCAAAACAUUUGUUAAAUUUAAAAAAAAAAAUUAAAUUAAUUUUAAAUUUUCCAUCCACGGAUGUGAUGAACAAUUUGUGUUCCAAUUGUUUGGAACUUCGAGUGAAUGAAAAUAUCGAUGGAUUGAAAACUCCCUCGAAUUCUUUGAAUUGUCAUAUGUGUGCAUCAUCUUCUCAUGAGGGGAGAUGUAAUGGGGUUGUAAAGAGUUCCACUUUUGAUGAAUAUUCCAUAAAGGAAGAAGAAGAAUUACUUGAGGAAAAGCCGAUGAGAAAGAGUUGCCAUAAAAAAUUCCUAGACCUAAUAUUAGACUCAGACGUGCAUUAUGAACGAUAUGUAGGAUCUCUGUACAAAUAUAAAAACUUAUUCAACAAGAAGAAAAAACAGAAAACGAAAAAAAAUGGAAAGAAGAAAAAUGCAGAAAAUAACAUCAGCAUGACAGUGAUAAGGGCACUGGAUGAUAAUAUUCGAUUUAACAAUAUUUUUUUAAAUGCUUUAUGCAGAUUAAAUAUUAACGAGAAGAAAAAAUAUCACUAUUUUUAUGUCAAUAAUGUUGAAUAUGAUUAUAUGAGUUAUGACAUAGAAGACAUAAUGAUUCAUUUAGAAAAAAUAAUAAGUAAAAAAAAAAAAAUAAAUGGCGAUUCGGGAUCUGCUUUUUCGCCAUCGACAUUGUUGAGCUAUAUGAACAAAAAGUAUGCCCUGUAUUCUACCAAAGGGAAGAAGAAAAAAAAAAAAAAAAAAAAAAAAAAAAAAAGUUAUAAUAAUUUGGAGGAUGAAGAAAAACGUAGCGAAGAGGGAACAUAUGGAUUAAACAUGAUUGAAGAAGAACACACCAAAGGGUAUAGAGGAGGAGCAGGAGGACGAAGAAAAAUAUGGCCUCCAAAUGGAAAAGGCAAAUCAAUCAGAAAAAAAAGUUACGAUGGAGAAAAGGAACACAUUACAUGUUACCAUGGUAAUAAGAAGAAACAUAUUCCAAAGCGAAAAAACAGAUUAAAUAAAGGAAAAAGUGAAAAGAAAAAUCAGUAUGAUCAUUAUUAUUAUCCUGUUAUGAAUGAAGAAUUUGUGCCUAAUGGAUUACAACAUGUAAAGAGAAACAAUGAAAUCGAGACAUAUUAUUUGACAGUUCACAGCUCUAUGCUAAGCUAUAGCGAUAAUAAUGAUGAAAUAAUAGUGAAAUAUUACUUGGAUAAUAUUCCUAAUAAAGAAUUUAAUAUAGAAGUUCGAAAUAAACACAUGCCUAUGGAAGUGAGUUAUUUUUACGAUUUUUAUUUAAGGAGAAAAAAUGAGCUAGAAAAAACAAUAAAAGAUCAUAGUGUUAUUUAUAAACAGAUUUAUAAAUUAUGGAAAGAAGAUAUAGAAAUUUAUGAAAAGGAUAAAGAAAAAAAAAAUAUUUUCGCAUGGGGUAUUUUACCCGUUCGAGCAUAUGACCACCCAAAUAUAUUUGUUCCACUACCGUGUGGUUUUAAACAUAAUAAUAAAAAUUUAGCGUACAAUGCAGUUAAUGAACAAAAUGUGUGUGGUGAUGACGAUGACGAUAAUCAGCUGGAGAAAAAGGAGAAGAAAAAAGAAUAUAUGAAUAUUAAAUAUGCCAAUUUAACAGGUCCUUGUGUCACGUGGCGUAAAAAUUGUAUAUUUUCCAAUGAUUUUAGAAAAAAAAAAUAUGCACACUUGAUUGAAAAGUAUCCCUACUUAUACUGCAUGCAACACGUGAAGUUACCUCUAUUUGCAUUGGAAAGAAAUGUUCUCUAUAGGAACUCAAACAACAUGUUAUUAAAGUGUAGCGAUUCUUCUAGCAUUCAUCAUAGAGACCAUUCGUCCAAGCAAUUCAAUGUCUUCAAAAAAGACGUAUCAACGGGGAAGAGAAAGAUGGGCAUAUUGUUUCAUAGCUCGGGUGAUCAUCCAAUAAAGGUAGACUCGGAAAAAGAUGAAGAAGAAGAAAAAGAAGCGAAAGGGAAGGAAGUGAAAGAAAAAGAGCUGAACAAAUUUUUCAGCAAUGAAGACCUGCUGAACGAAAAAAAUUACAUUUGGAACAAACAGGAAAUAAAAAUAUACUUAGAAAAAUAUUUUUUGUAUCCAAAACAUUUUGAAAAAAUAAGUCAAUACCUAGAAUUUAAAAACACAAAACAAUGCGUCGAUUUUUAUUAUUUAACAAAAAAUUUUUUUAAUUUUAAAAAAUUUUUAUUGAGAAUAUCAGAAAGUAAAGUUAAGAGAAGUAAGAAGUAUGCAUCAUCAAAUAAUGACAUAACAAAGAAGCAUUCCAAGGAAGAAAUAGUAAACAAGUUAAUGAAAAAAUUGGAAAAUAAUUAUUUCAAAAGCGAGUUUGAACGAUCGAAUUAUUUUAACUAUAAUUAUAUAAAUAUUCGUCAGUUCUUCCAGAAUUAUUUUGUAAAAACAUAUAAGAACAUGUAUCCCACAGGAGCAGCAGCAGCAGUAGCAGUAGCAGGAUCAACUGUUGCACCAGGGGAUGUAGUCCAGAACCCUCCUUAUCAUAGCACAAGUUCAACGGUCUCAAUAAAUAGGAAUGACAUGCAUGGAAGUAGUAGUAGAAGUAGUAUCGGUGGUGAUGGAGGAGGAGGCGUUCAAAGAAACAAAAGCAUUGUGCUUGAGAACAUGUCUGAUGGGUAUGUUAUUCCCAAAAAUUACAACUUCAUACUUAGUUCGAAUAGGAAAUUAUGCUUCUUAAUAAAGAACGAUGAAAAUUAUAUUUACAAUGGAAUAAAUUCAGAUAUAAUCGAAAUUAAAUAUAGUGAAAAUUUAGAAUCAGAUAAAAAAAAAAAUGAAAAAAACCAGAAAAAGAAAAAAGGGAUUAAAGAGUUACCACAUGUGCAGAACUUAGUUGAGUUAACUCCUCAUCAUAUGUCCAUGAUAAACAAUCAUCAACCAAGUAAUGCAACAUUUAGUAGUUUAAUCAUAACUCCAUCUUCUAGUAACAAUAAUGCAGAAAGUGCACUAGUGCUUGAUAGUGAUCCCAUUGUACUCCAUGGUGGUGAGACGGAUGAUAGAGGCGAUGCUUAUAAUAUCGAACCUAUGCUAUGGAAAAAUUAUCAGCAGAACGAGGAAACGGAACUAUAUAAAGACAAAUUAACUAUAAAUGCAGUUAAAAAAUUAAAAAAAACAAAAAGAGAGAAUCAUGAACCUUACUCUGGGCAGCCUUCCUAUUUGACACAUAACAAAAAAAAUUAUCAAUCAAAUGGAAGCAAUGAGAAGGAUGUAAUAAAUUCUACAAUAGAACCUCCAAAAAAUAAAACAAAUUGGAUAUCGAUAAAUGAAAAAAAUGAAAAAAAUGAAAAAAAUGAAAAAAAUGAAAAAAAUGAAAAAAAUGAAAAAAAUGAAAAAAUGCGUAAUAUUUAUAAUUACAAAUGGAACAUUAACAAUGAUAAUAACGUGUUCAUACAAAAUGUAGAAAAAGAAGAAAAUUGCAAUAUUGUAAAUUUUUCCAAAACCAGUCCACGUAGUAGUACUAGUAGUUGUAAACAUAAAAAUGAAACAUUGAACGACGAAUUUCCUUUAAAUGAAUUUAAACCUUCCACUGUGCAUCACACGGACUUUAGUAAUAAUAUAAUGAAUUAUAACCCACCCCAAUAUUGUAAUAACGAAGAAAGAAAAAGGAAAAGCUCAAUAUCUGAUUCAAACGCAGGCAUAAAUAAUGCAUUCGAAAAAAACAUUGAAAUUGAAACAUGUGAAGAAAGUUUAUAUAAAUGCUUUGAAUUUUUAAAAAAUAUAAAUCAUAAAAAUGGGGAAGAUUCUAGUAUCAAGGGCGGUGUGCAGAACCAAGCUAAAUUUUCAACACCCCUUACAUUUGAUUACAAAUUGAAAAAAGGCUCCAAAAAAAACAGUCUCCAAAGUAAUGAGAUUUUUCCUAUACAGAAAGAUAAAAACAUGAAAAGAAAAUCGUCGACGACUGUAGUAAAGGUUAAGGGAAAUGGGAGGGAUAUUCUUCCUAAGAAGAUCAGCAAGUCCGAGCAAACGGGACAAAUGGAGCAGUCGGGAGAAGUGGGAUUACUGACCCAUGAGGAUAAAUUCUACAUAUCGAGACAUGUAAUCCAAACGGAUUGUAAGAACGAGAAAAACCAAGGCAGCAAGAAGGGUAGUAAGACAUGGACACACCACACCGGAGUGAACGGUGCAACGAAAAGAAAAAUCAUGUCUGUUGUGAAUGCUACUGUUAAAGGAAGAGAAAUGGACGGAGAAGAAGUAAGGGGAAUGGAUUAUAAGAAAGAUAUAACAAACAAGCAAGAAAAUGAAAAAACUUAUAAAAGGAAAAAAAUGUUUGAAAAUCAGAAGAAUGAAGAACAAAUGAUCCAGCCAAAUGAACAUGAAGAGAUGGCAUAUGGAAUUAUUAAUCAAAUGGAUGAGGAACCACAGACGGAGACAAUUGGAGACGUAGAAUUAUCUACUCAAAGUGAUCGAAAUGUGGAUGUAGAAUUAAUGAGGAAGAUAUUUCAAGAUCAACGAGGACAGAUGAGCAGUGCAGUUCAAUUGGAACAAGUGUCCCAAAUGCAACCAGUUGAAACACAUUCAAAUUAUGACACAGAGAUUAAGAAUGAAAUUUUGGAACCUGAAAAUGUAUGGACAUAUGAUAAUAACGAACUAAAAAGUUCCUCUUAUGAGUGUGGGGAAAAGAACGACAUGAUAAAUAAUAACAUGUCAGAUGAGAUAAAUACAAAACCUAUUGAUUUUUCUCCAAAGGAAGAAAUUUUUAUUAAUUUGGAUUUUAAUGAGAAGAACAAUGCUCACCAUACUCCAUCAGAGGAUUACUGGAAUAACACGAAAAAAUAUAGUGUAAGUAGUUCGACUGCUAGUAAUAAAAAAGAUGUUUAUUUAGAUAACAAAGGCUCAUGGUGUGAAGUUGAGAAUGCAGAUUCAGAGCAAGUUGGGCAUGAUGGACAGAUGGAAAAAUAUGAAUUUAUGCAACUUCCCACGAAAGAAGAUCUAACGGAUAGCAUAUAUUUGCAUAAUAAGAGGAAUUCCUUUCAAAGUAGCAAAUCUUCAAAUAAUGGUUCUUUAGAUUUUGUACAGCAAAUAGAAAAUUAUGAAGGAGAGAACUCUGAUCCUUCCAAACAUCUGUUUAGAAAGAGUGCUACCAAAUGGACAGAGAAAGAAAAGGAAAUUUAUUUUGAAGUUUUUGCAAAAGAAGGAAAAAAUUGGGAUACCUUAUUUUUAGCCUUACAUCCAUAUGGAAAAACGAAAGAUCAAAUUAAAAAUUUUUAUCAAAAUGUCAUUGCAAAGAAGAGAAAAAAUGAAUAA